Cladocopium goreaui is the source of this 1356-nucleotide messenger RNA. Lineage: Eukaryota; Dinophyceae; Suessiales; Symbiodiniaceae. The record is from the annotation of a GenBank genome assembly.
AUGGACGCCGAGCUCGCCUGGCGCCGCGCCCUGCACUUCGAGGCUCUGCGCGCCAGCCGACGGCCAAUUGCGGGCUACGGCGCAGCGCUGGCGAGUUGGGAGAAGGGUCGUCACUGGCAGCAAGCCAUUCGUCUCUUUCAUGCCAUACCCCAAUCGAAAGUUGAGCCGAACCUCAUUGCACACAACAUCCUGAUCAGAUGCGUUGGGCACCGUCAGUGGCAGUCUGCCGUUGACCUGUUGAUGUGUCAGAUGCGACGACAUGUGAGUCCUGACGUGGUCAGCUACAAUUCUGUUCUGAGCUCCUGCGACAAAAACGGCCGCUGGCCAGAGACCAUUGGGCUUCUCGAGGCAAUGCCUGCAGUGGAUGUGGCAGAUGUGAUCAGUUUCAGUGCAUCCAUCAGUUCCUGUGAAAAGUUCGGGCUAUGGAUGGAGGCACUUCGCAUCUUUCAAUGGGCCAAAGAUGUGAAGAUCCAGCUGGAUGUGAUCAGCUACAAUGCUGCCAUCAGCGCUUGUCAGAAAGGAAACCGACCAGAGAACGCCCUGAUGUUAUUUCGAGAGAUGCAGCAAUAUCAGAUUGAAGCUACAGCGACCAGUUUCAAUGCUGUCAUGAGUUCUUGUGGAAUUCAAUGGCAGCAGGCACUGAUUAUGUUUGAUGACAUGCAGUCAGCUGAAAUGGAAUUGGAUGUCAUCAGCUUCAGUGCCGCCAUCAGUUCUUGUGACAUCGCAGGGGAGUGGCAACGGGCUUGGGAUCUCUUCCACACAAUGCCUCAAGCUAAGAUCCAACCGAAUCUUAUAGUGUUCAACGCUUUGAUGAGCUCGUGCGAAAGAUAUGGGCAGUGGCAACAAGCUGUGUGUUUCUUGGGGUCGAUGUGUGCCCUGCAUCUUCAACCUGACGUCAUCAGCUUCAACUCCGUCAUCACGGCAUGUCAGCAGAACUGGCAGCAGGCGAUCGCCGUUUUUGAAGACAUGGUCGUGGCGAAGGUAAAGCCAAGUCACAUCACCUUCAACACAUUGCUGACCUGUUGCGAAUCCCAAUGGCAGCAGGCCUUGGGUUUGUUUGAACACAUGGAAUGGAUACAGGUUCAACCAGAUGUCAUUGGCUUCAAUGCAGCCAUGGCUGCUUGCCAUCAACAACCUCGGCAGCUGCUGAAGUUCUUCGAUUCCAUGGCCUCUGCCACGCUUCAGCCCAGCAUCCUGAGCCUCCGCUGCGUCGUUGCGGCCCUGUUGUGGCGACCGCAACGGCCCCAGUGCGCCCGAGUCCGCGGUUUGUUGGGGGCGGUGAGAUCUGCCAUGAUGGAGUUGCCGCUGAAAAGUGGUGAGAUUGGGGAGAUCAGAAACAAAUGCAUGACCGCAUGA